AAAAACUUUCACAUAGAUGUAAUCUGUGGCGAGGUCAAGCAUUUCACAUAUUGUUUUCUAAGUACACUUCAGAUGACAUUUGCUUUUAAUUUGACACUUUAUCUUCAACCUUUAUGAGAAAUGGGGUAACAAAACCUAUGGUCACGACGUUCAGUGACAAGUGCCCCUAAUUUUGUCAUAUGGAAUAGUGUACAAAGGUUUGACAUGAUUGGCGUUGGUUCUUUUUCUGAAAUUGCAAAUCGUUUAGUUUUUGAGAAUGAUUUAUUAUCCACAUAAUGUUUAUUCUACUUGUCUCAAAGGAUAAUCGUGUUUCGGUGAUGUGUUGAAACAUUUCAUUUAGUAGUAUUUCUUAAAAGCUCAUAAAUCCUUAUGUUCUGCAGUUUUGGACAAAUUGUCAUAUAACUGGUUUCCGAGAGACCUGGGCAAAAGCAGUGACGAUCUCCCGGAUGUACGUGUUUCCAGUCGGUGCCGCAAUGGAUCUUUUCAAAAGGAGCAACCCGACAGGCAUCUUUAGUUCUCGUGUUCGGAAAGAUAGAAGUGUAGAGGAGGGUGUCGGCAACACCACUGAGUCGCGCUCUCCGAGUCGACAUCGACGGAUAUCAAACAUAGACCCUUCACUCACAACGCGUGAAAGAGACAUGCACCAACGACGCCGAGAGCCCAGCGUCUCCUGUCUCCGACUCCCGCCCAUAAAUCCUGACAAAAUGUGCCUCGUUGCUUCGAGUAGCUCACAAAACCUGCUUCUUGGAUACCCACCACGAAAACAGCAAGGUAACAGAAAGUACAGCUCCAGACCGGAAGUCCGCGGCGAGACCAGUAACGGCAGGACCAACGCGGGGAGACGAACCCUCAGACAGACUGAAAAGACCGACCUCCUUCUGAGCAGUUAUCUGGGACCUGUGUUGAAUUCGGGGAAUGUCCAUUACACACACAUCCUUCCUCCCAUUGGCGAAACGUACACAAUCCGGGCAAAACAAUACUAUUCAAGCCUUGGCGAGGAGACAAGUCAUUCCCCGGGUUCGAACGACUCUGAGUUCGAUGAAUUUGAAGAUGGUUUGCAAGGAGGGCAGUGGAUGGAAGAUUUCUUUGAGAAAAUGAGGAGGACAUUCACCUCCCAAGAUGACGUUUUGAGAAACUUUCUGUGCUCAAAAAAUUCUCAUCGCCGGUGUGCCAUGUGUUACGAGCUAGAUUAUUACAAUGAAACUGUAGGCGCUGUGGAUUACAUGCGCCACAAGGUCCUCAGCGACAUUCUGGCUGCAUAUUGUUUCUGAUUGUGAUGGCUGGGUGGAAAGUUUAACUUAACUGCGGGGCAACAGAAAUUAUACACUUGAAACUUAGACUUGACCAAACGUCAUCAAAUCUUUACUGGACUGAAAACAGUUGCCGAAACACUGCAAACUUAAGGCUCAACCCACACCUGUGAUACCCGUAUGAAAUACAUCACCAUCGAAUUACCGUUUCUCGUUGGUUUCAUUUUCAGCAACCACCAGACAUGGGUGUGUACUUUCUUUUACUCGGAAGUUUGUAUUGUUAUUAAUAACACUGCUACUUCUUAUGUAGGAAUGAAUAUAUUUGAGGCCAGACGCGGGUAAACAGGCCUGGUCUUUUUAUUUUGGGGGUUAGGUUGUGGUUCUCGAAUUGUUUUCUGUCUGUGUUUAUGUUUCUACCAUGCUGACUCCACGUGAUAUAUGGUGGAAGCUGUUGUUUGGGAUGAAGUACGAGAAUUACACAAAGAAACUUUCUGCAGGGACAGCUGUAAUACAUAUGUAUGGAAUGGGACUGGGGACAUUAACAUUGACAAGGGCCACGGAAGGUCGAUGGUUCGAUGGUACCCUGCCUGGCGCGCGACAUUAAGGGGAUGA
Haliotis rufescens (red abalone) is the source of this 1862-nucleotide messenger RNA. RefSeq lists its product as uncharacterized. The record is from RefSeq and is a predicted model, not a curated record. NCBI's taxonomy places the organism in Eukaryota, Metazoa, Mollusca, Gastropoda, Lepetellida, Haliotidae. The transcript is spliced from 2 exons. The coding region runs from base 447 to 1271 and encodes 274 amino acids.